AUGUCUGAUGCAAAGGAAGAGAAAGCGCAGGUUGCAGCUGACAGAAUCAAGGCUGCAGCACUCACUGCUGCCAAAGGUUUGAGCCGUACCCAAGCUGAGCGAGCAGCCGCUGCUGCUGCAAGAAACGUUAACGCUUAUGGCCAAAAGGAAGAAGGUCCUAGCCGAUGGCAGGAGAAAAGAGAAGCUAAGCGCCAGAUGUAUUUGAUGAGUACCGAGAAAGCCGUCAGGCUCGGGGAGAGGAAAGACAAGCCUAUGUCCUCAGCUACAUUGGGUGGUACCUCCGCAGCCGCUUCACAGUGCCAGAAAUGCCCUCGAGAACCCAGCAGCUUAAGAACCCUAAGCUGA
Molecule: messenger RNA, 345 nt
Organism: Arabis nemorensis
Lineage: Eukaryota; Viridiplantae; Streptophyta; Magnoliopsida; Brassicales; Brassicaceae
Source: the annotation of a GenBank genome assembly